AUGAAUUUACCUGAUCUAUUAGGAAAUGAACAAAUUGAUUUAAAUCGGUUGAAAAAAACUGCGUUACUCCACCAAACAGAUAUUCCAAAAAAUCCACGAAUACAUCGUACAUUGUCAACAUUGGAUAGCGUUUUAAAUGUGUUGGAAGAACAUGGUAGAACAUCCAAAAUUGAAAUAGAUAACCUUGUGGACGAAGUAAACAAAGGUCAACAUUAUCUAACUCGAAAAUUACAUGAAUCGCAAACUCAAUAUCUUAAAUUACAAGCUCAUAUAGGCAGUAUUCAAAGUUUGAAAGAAUGUUAUUGCCGAUAUGUAAAACUAUUAGAUGGUGCACGAACAAUGUUCAAUGCUUAUCAGAAUUCAAAAAAGUCAACAUCAUUAGUAUCAACAACAACGUCGCAAGUGAAAUUAGGACUUAAAGAGUGCACUCAAACAUUAUGUGCAAUUGAAGCACAGUUGGAAUCGAUGCUUGGCACAUUUGUAUUAAAAUUAAACGAAAUCACUGGUUUUUCUCGGAUAUGCACCGGUGAUGAAUAUGAAAUUAUUUUACGUUACGGACAACAAAAAACUAAAACAAGAGGAAAAAUACAGCGGGAUAAAACUCAAACAUGGAGUAAAAAUGUAUUUUAUUUGAAAGCCAAACUAGCCGAUUUAUUAUUUAUAAAAGUUAGCGAAAUUAAAUUAUUGGGUACAUCGCAUACAGUUGGAAUCAAAUAUUUUGAAGUAAACAAUUUAUAUUCGAUAAAUCAACAACGAAUGAUUGUUAAUGCCAAUCAAGCUGCAACAAUUAAGUUGCAAUUUGUCGUCUUCUGGGAUAUGUACCAUCAAGUUGAUACUAAAUUUACUUAUUAUAAUCCAAAUCGUUCUUAUUCUGAUGUUACACGUACAUGGUCAAUGUUUAUUAGUAAUAAUACAGUAUUACGUACAGUUAACGAGACAUUAUCGAAUCGUCCAAUAUCUUCUACUGCAUUUAGUUCAUCUUCACAAUCUCUAUCAUUCUUGAAUUCAAAACGUAUAUCAUCAUUUUGGCCAGUAGAAAAUGAUCCAUUUCGACUGGAAUUAAAACAACGUUUACAUACACAAAGUGAUAUAACACAAUUUCCAACAUAUUCUGAAUGUUCAAAUGGAGAAUAUCUCGUGCCAAACGUGGAAGUUGAGUAUGAUGAAAUUGAAUCAAUAUCUAAACAACAAAUUAAUAAUAGUAAAUCUGAAGAUCUUAUUGAACAAUCCUCAGCAGAUUUACCAUAUAAGAAUACAUUUGAAACAGUCGAGACUACUGACAAAACUGUUCUAAAAGAGAAUGAACAGAGGAAAGAAUCUACUAAUAUAGCAUCACCAUCAACAAUUUCGCUCGGUGAAAACGAUAAAAAAUACCAUUUAGCAUUAGAAGAGACAAUAGAUUAUAAAAUGAACGCAUUAUCAGAUAUAGAAUCCUCAGCACCGACAAGUAUUGAAGAAGACAGAGACCAAAUAUCUAAAGAAGACGAAGAAAUAAUAGAACAAAAUUCAGAGAAUGAUUCUCCUGAUGAUUUUCAUAUUCGUUCUCGUUCGUUGUCAUUGGGUAUUCAGUCUAUGGAUGGUGAUAAUUAUGUUUAUGAAUUAGAAAUGUUAAUUCAACAGAUUAAAACGUGUUUGGAUGAUAUAAGAAUAGGAAAUGAACAAGUUAUAUUUGAUCAAUUAGAUGAGAAUAUAUCUGAUUUAGAUUCGACAAUUAAACAUUCAAUUCAUGAACAAACAGAACGAAAUUUAGAAAUCGAAGAUGUUAUGGAAGGUUUUGACUUUUUAAAUGAAAUGACAACAGACGAAAUAGAACAACAACAACAACAGAAGGAUGAUAACAAACACGAAGAAGAAAAACAGCAGACAAUCGUUGUUACAAGUGAUGAUGGUCCAGCACCUCAUAAUGCUGAUUUUUAUUCAAAAAGAAUUGAUUCAGGAUUUAUCGAUAGUUCAAGACCUUAUACUCCACCACCAUCAGCUAUAAGUACAACGAUAAAUGAUUCAAUCAAUAUGAUAAUAGUUGAAUUGUUACGAAUUAUUUUGAAAUUAUUACACUACAUCCAAAGUCGGAUCAAUAUUUUAAGAGAUUGUGAAAAUUUGACAGUUAUAAAAAAAUUAAAUGAACAAAUUUCACAACUAAGACUUGCUUCAUUAUGGUGUAAAAAUGAAGUACGAGAUACUAAUCAAGAAUCGGAUUAUGUUAAAUCGAGUGAUUAUGAAAAUGAUCAAUCAUUAUGGACAGUAAUUAGUGAACAUUUACUCUCAGAUCUUUGUUGUUUAUCGUACACAUACAUUCGCCCAAAACAUAUUACAUUAUUACAAAUUUUAUUUCUACUCAAUGAUAAUGAGAUGUUUGAACAAAAGUUAAAAUUAUCUAUUGAGCAAUUUGGUUUUAUUAAAAAUAUUGUUAAUAUGGUCACAAACAAUGAUUAUAAAAAUCUUGCCCUAAUGUUAAAUAGAAACACAUUGAACAACAAUGAACUUAUUGAUCAAAUAAUAAUAGAAAUGAAUUAUAAUAUUCCAGAUGAAUUUAUUACUGAAAUAUCAACAGAAUUUCGUUUCGAAUUAAUUAAUCAUUUAAAAUCUUUAUUGAACAAAGAUGGACCAUCUAUUCGAUUAGCUAUUCAUAAAACAAUUCUUCGUGUACAACAAAUUGGACUUGCAAAUUAA
Messenger RNA from Didymodactylos carnosus, 2670 nucleotides. NCBI's taxonomy places the organism in Eukaryota, Metazoa, Rotifera, Eurotatoria, Philodinida, Philodinidae. The record is from the annotation of a GenBank genome assembly.